Messenger RNA from Rhinichthys klamathensis goyatoka, 1486 nucleotides. RefSeq names its product RNA 5'-phosphate and 3'-OH ligase 1 (gene rlig1). The transcript is spliced from 7 exons. Lineage: Eukaryota; Metazoa; Chordata; Actinopteri; Cypriniformes; Leuciscidae. The record is from RefSeq and is a predicted model, not a curated record. Gene Ontology annotation, molecular function: RNA ligase (ATP) activity. The coding region runs from base 137 to 1114 and encodes 325 amino acids. Gene Ontology annotation, biological process: response to reactive oxygen species.
AGAGGAAAUCUGAACAAAUAGCACUAGGCGCAUGUUCUGAUCGCUAGGCUGAUCUGAUAAUGUGUUGAUCUCACCAGUCCAUAUUCAGUUUGUAAAGCAACACACCCCUCAUUGAAGCUGAUUAACAGCGUUGAUAAUGCGGCGUCUGGGUUCAGUGCAACAGAAAAUCCCAUGCGUUUUCCUGACGGAAGUGAGAAACGAACCAUCCAGAAAACGCGACUGUCAGCAGUUCCAGGUGGUGGCCACUGAGAAAGUGCACCCUACUGCUCUUGCCUCAGGCAUUCACUGUGCUGCAGCAACUGAGAAGAUUGAUGGGACAUGCUGCUAUGUCACCACAUACAAAGGGGAACCUUAUCUCUGGGCUCGCUUGGAUCGGAAACCCACCAAGCAGGCGGACAAGAGAUUCAAAAAGUAUCAGUAUUCACAGAAGACCUAUAAAGGAUUUGUGUGGAACAUGGAUGAAGAUUUCCGAGAAGUGCCAGAAUCCUGGAUCGCUGCUCACAGAGUCAAGCAUGAGAAUGGCCAUCCAGUGCCUGACGAACAUGGACACAUACCCGGUUGGGUUCCGGUGGAUCAAACCAACAAGCAGUAUUGCUGGCACGCCUCUGUGGUCAAUUAUGAUGUUGGCGUUGCCCUUGUCCUGAAGACACAUGGGGACGAUGAAGGAUUGCUUGAAAUUGUCAGCAUUCCUCUGGCUGACCUCAUGGAGCAAACCCUUGAACUUAUCGGGACCAAUGUUAACGGAAAUCCAUAUGGUUUGGGAAGUAAGAAGCAUCCAGUCCAUGUUCUGGUGCCUCACGGGGUCCUGCGCAUCCGGAACGCUCCUCCAGUGGAAUUCCAGCAGCUGUUUUCCUGGUUUCAGGAAUGCCAAGAGGGGCGAGUGGAGGGAAUUGUUUGGCACUGUGAUGACGGGACACUGGUUAAGAUACACCGCCAUCAUCUCGGUCUGAAAUGGCCUGUCGGUGACACCUUCCUGAACACCAGACCUGUGGUCGUCCAUGUUGAUGAAACAACAUGUGAUCCAGAUGCUUCCGAGAAGGACUUAUUCAAAUCAUUCUCCAACAUAAAUGGACAACCCUUCAGCUGCUUACAGGACAUUCAGUUUGAACCCUGAUCCCAUCAAAUAUAACUACCAAACAUUCCUACUCCAUCUGGUUUUAACCAGAGUGAAGACUGGUUUCCCAACACUCAAUAUUAGCCAAAACUGCCUGUUCCGAAUUCCCAUUGACACCUUGCUCAUAUUUGCACUUGGGUAUGUGAUGUAUGCGAAUGCUGUGAUUGCUUUAUAUUUUGCACUUUUUCAUUUCUUUUAGAGAAUGGUAUUUUUUUUUUUUUUUUAUAAAUAGGUUUCAGAGGACGUUCAGUAAUAUGUAUAUAAAUAAACGAAGCAAACUGACGUUUAUUACAUCUAAGGGGUCUCAUAAAUGAGGCAGUGAUUGAUAAUUAUACAUGCAAAAACAAAAAAAACCUUUUAGUUUCAGUUCUU